AGUUUGGCGUUGAAAGUGGAUGCUAGAAACGUAAAUCUAUUUGAUUAAAACUUGUCCUAAUAAAAAGUUCAAGUUAUUUAGAAUGGAGUUCAUAAAUUUUCUUAUGAAUCCAAAGAUAAAUCAGCCAUGUUUAUUGUGUUUUGCACAAGUUAAUAACUGUCCAACAAACAUUUACUCUAAUUUUGAAAUAGAAAACAAAUACUUCAGUGCGAAUUUAAACUUAAAAGACAUGAUAACAUACUUAUUUCCCGAAUAUGAUAUAAGUUUGUCUCAAGCUUGUGAGUCAUGUACAGAUUUAUUAAUUAAAAUGUAUAUCAAAUUAAGGAAUAAUAAAAUUAUCAAAACUGUUAUCCUAAAUUUAAUUAAUGAUUUAAAUUUGGAAUUAGAUAAAGACGGAAAUAUUUUGUCACGACCAUGUUAUUUAAAUAUUAAUAAAUCCAAGCUAGCAAUAGAAAAGGAAUGGUCACCUAUUUACCCAAACACUGUUAGUUCAAGUGAAAAUAAAAUAAAGGGUAUUAAUAUUCAAAAGCAAUGCGAGGAGUGUUAUAAGACUUUUAGUUCUAUUAAAACAUACAAACUACAUAUAAAAACUCACAAGAGAAGACGGCAAAAAACUUAUUACUCAUGUGUUCAUUGUGACUACAAAACAUUAAAUAAGUCUUCACUGCAGGGCCAUAUUAAUAAAAGCCAUAUAAAAGUGAGGCAGUUUGUCUGUCAAGUAUGUUUUAAAAGCUUCUACCAUAAGAAAAAUUUGACCGAACAUGUACGGAGUCACACUAAAGCAAGAGAUGAAGUUUGUGAGAUAUGCGGAGAGACAUUUUUGCAUCGGAAGAACUUGUUGGAACAUUUGAGAUUGCACAACAAUGUAAGGCCAUAUGAGUGUAACAUAUGCAGUAAAAGGUUUAUAACAUCUGGACGUAGAUCAGAUCACAUUAAAAGAACUCAUAGAGAAAAGAAUGAAGUCUGCUUACUCUGUGAUAAGAGGUUUAGUUUACCAAAAGAACUUACCAGGCAUAUUAAGUCGGUGCACUCAUAGAUAUGACAUCAUCUACAUACCAUAAUAAAAUGAUUAAAAUAAAAUGAUUUUAAUUUUCAUAA
Messenger RNA from Danaus plexippus (monarch butterfly), 1098 nucleotides. RefSeq names its product gastrula zinc finger protein XlCGF52.1-like. The record is from RefSeq and is a predicted model, not a curated record. Gene Ontology annotation, cellular component: nucleus. Bases 83 to 1036 code for a protein of 317 amino acids. Lineage: Eukaryota; Metazoa; Arthropoda; Insecta; Lepidoptera; Nymphalidae. The transcript is spliced from 2 exons.